CCAAGUGCAAAACCAGGGAUGGUUUGUGCACGCCAUGCACUGGUCCCGGAAUAGACCUGGGACUCAUGCUCAUGCAAAGCAGAGCUUUAUUUCAGCUGGUGUGUCUUGGAGCCUUGUGCUAUUUGAUUCAGUUGGGAGGGGGGAGGUUUGCGUGUGGAAGAACAACUGCAGGCUGCUCUGUUGGGCACUGCCUCUCCUAAAGCAGAAGCUGAACUCUUUAGCAGUUCUGUAGUAAAGGGAUUGCCAUAGUCUUCAAAUAACUAUGCUGAAAUACAACAGCAAUCGUUCUUACCUUCUUGAUUCAUUUGUUCUGUAUUGUUUUUGAAAGAGUAGUUAAAUCCCAAACACGUUCCAUACAUCCAUUGCUAAUAUUUGAGAAACCUCUGUACUUUAUCCCCAUAUCAUCAUCAUGCUGCAUUAUCACAGAGACAUAGAAUAUCAUGGGUUGUAAGGGACCCAUAAGGAUCAUUGAGUCCAACUCCUGGCUCCAUGCAGGACCACCCAAAAAUCAGACCGUAUGCCUCAGAGCAUUGUCUAAAUGCUCUUGAACUCCAUUUAUAUGCUGCAGGAGAAACCAUGCAGUGCCAAUGAACAGUGACCUGCUCUUAAUUCCCUGUUCACAUUAAGGUGAUAAAGGGGUCUCUUCUGCACAGUGCAGAUAUGGGAACAUGACUGCAUCACACAAACCUGCAAUUUGCUAUUAAACUGAUAAGGGGAAGGUGUCACUUAAAAUACUGACUGCUCUUAGACAGGGGCAUUUGCAUCUCUCAGAACACCAGCUGAAGGACUUUCCUUUUUUUUCUUCUUUUUUUUCCUCUUUUUUUUCCUAGGUGGAACAAUGCUUGAAGCGCCUGUGGAAAAUGAACUUGGUGGGCUGCAUUGAAACCCUGGCAGAACUGAUUCCCAGGAAAAAUAAAGCCGAGGCCCAAGCAGAAUGCUUAGUUCCCAGCCAGCCUAUGCUGGAAACGGUGGCCGUGAAGGUGCUGGGAGGCUGUAAGCUCAUACUGCGUCUGCUAGACUGUUGCUGUAAAGCAUUUCUCUUGUCUGUUAAACAUCUCUGUUCAGAAGAAUUCAUACUUUUGAACACCGUGGCUUCAGGCUUGUUGAGCCGGCUAUGGAUUCAAUACAGGUGUGUACUGCAGAGCCUCAUCUCUCUGUAUGGCGUGCUAUCAACAUCACUUCAUCUCGUGUCUGAGACCCAGCAGAUGCCUUACAUCAAGGGAUUUACCUUUCCUUCUGCUAUCAGUAGCUUUCUUGGAGUUAACCUUUCUUCUGAGGUGAAGAAACAAAAAGCUAAAAUGCUUACAGCAAAAAGACCUACCAGCUGGCUGAAGAAGCUCUUCCCAACCACGUCAGAGGCAGUGUCAAAGGUUGGGAAAAAGAGAGGUUUUGUGACCUCCGCGAGUGCUGUGAAAAACCACAGCAUCCCUGCAGAUGACAUUGGAGAACCCGUUCUGGCAACCAGAGACAGCAGAGGGAACCACCUGUGGUUUGAUGUGAAGAGUUUGCUUAGACCAUCCAGACCUCCAAUACAAGGGGGUAGAUGCAUGACAUCAAAACCUUUUAAAGAAGCAUCAGUGUCACUUUCCUCUUCUGUGGCAAAAUUGCAGCAUGCUGGGCCUCUCGUACAGAUGUUUCGAACAGCUGCAUCUUUUGGUGAGCUGUCGGAGGCACUCAGAAAAGCUAUUCUGUGGUGCAAAGGCAACAAACUCAAAUCAGCAGCUUAUUUUCUGCGCAGCAAGUUGUUGAAAAGCAAUCGGCUGCACCACGUGGAGUCACAAGGAUGCAGCUUGCAGAAGAAACUGUGCUGUGUCAAAACAACGCUCUGUAAAUACCUCCUGUGUGGCUCACAGAACAUGCGCUGGCUAAGGCAGUACCAUGGGGCAUGGUUCUUUCAGAGGAGGGCGAAAUUCUCCAAGUGCUCUAAGAGAAUUCUGAAGACUGUUCAGCAAAAACAUUCUGAGCUUUUUGGGGACCAUGUGAGCAGUGUUUCACCCAUCGUGAGACCUUCAAGUUGGCAAGGAUGUCCCAUCAUUCAUACAGCUUCUGUGAAACAAAGUACAGCAGAGACUCCUCAACAGCUGCCGUUAAAAGAAAGCCCCAAGUCUGUGCACAAAGAUUCUGAGAAUGUGGAUAUUGAUUCUAUUUUUGCAGCAAUGGGUGUCUGAUUCUGGACUGGGAAGAAGAAACAUGUCUUGUUUUUCUAAGUAGAACUCGGAACGCCUCUAAGUGUCUUGGUACCUCAUACACCAACUUCUGCUAACAAAGGAAUAACUAUCUUAUUUUUGUAAAAGUUUUUUUCUUUUCUUUUUUAUGGAACAGCAUUCAAAACAGAUGAGUAAUCUUUAUCCCUUUACCUGGCCUUGUCCAAGGACUGCAUCUUUGAGUUAUUUCCUACUCGGUGCCUUUUCUCUAUUGCUGGGACCACCUGUUAUUUGUGCUGUGCAUUCGACAGCACUAAAUUACCACCCAAGGCAGAAGGCUGCAGCUGAUCACUUGCUGCUGCUCAGGCCUAAAGAUCUGCCCCUUCUCCACAAAGUGUUAUACUCCUCUCUUGCAGUUUGUACAGACAACAGCGUUGACUUUCAGUGUUUUCACUGUUCUACACUUGUUAUCCUUGUCCUGAAAAGAAGUUAAUCAAAUCCUGCUGCUUCAGAAAUAGGGCAAAGCACAGCCAGAGUCUGCAAGAGUAAACCUACCUGUGAACAAGU
This is a messenger RNA of Meleagris gallopavo (turkey), 2711 nucleotides long. The record is from RefSeq and is a predicted model, not a curated record. Lineage: Eukaryota; Metazoa; Chordata; Aves; Galliformes; Phasianidae.